AAUGAGGCCGUCUCCGUCAUCAUCCUCCAGACUUGGGAAUACAGUCCUGAAUAAAUAAAUAUAAAUAAACAUUCCUUUACACAGGGUCCAGUCCAUUCAGAUAUCCCGAAAAGUAGAGUCACGCAAAUCUACCCAACCCAACCCCGUUGGAGUUGAGAAAGAACACGUUCACAACAACAACAGCUAAUACAAGUAGAUCAAUGAAUUCACAACCUACCUAAACCCAACCCCAAACAAAAACUAUGUGACUUGUACUUGCAUGCUCCGGAUUACGCAAACGCAGCCUUUUCGCUUUAAUUCGCUUCCGUCUUGUCUUCACCUCCAAAAUACUCUCUAGCUAUUCUCUACCCUAUAGGCUCUCACUGCCAUCCUCAUUUAAUGCAGCCGCUGCUGGAGUCAGGGAGGAGAAUGGAGGAGGAACCAUCAAAUCUCCCAGUUUCGUUAUGGGGCCGGGUUUCUGCCUUUGGGGCGAGGGCUAGGGAAGCAUACAAAAGAAAGCCAAUCUCACAUUGGAUUCUUCUUGUUCUAAGCAGUGCGGCAAUGCUCGUAGCGUUCCCUGCAUCAAGCCUUCUGUCUCGUGUCUAUUAUGCCAAUGGUGGCACUAGCAAGUGGAUCAUUUCAUGGGUGGCAGUUGCAGGGUGGCCUCUGACUGCUUUGAUCUUGUUCCCUACAUACUUGGUCUGCAAAACCUCUCCUACUCCCCUCACUUUAAAACUUACUUUUUCUUAUAUUGUGCUUGGUCUCUUAAGUGCUGCUGACAACCUCAUGUAUGCUUAUGCAUAUGCUUACCUCCCAGCAUCUACUGCUUCUCUUCUCGCAUCAUCAUCUCUAGUAUUUUCUGCAUUGUUUGGAUAUCUACUUGUGAAGAACAAGCUAAACGCCGCAAUAGUAAAUGCUGUUGUUGUCAUUACUGCUGCUAUGACCAUCAUUGCUUUGGAUUCAGAUUCAGACAGAUAUGGAAAUGUCACUGAUAAGCAAUACAUUUGGGGUUUUAUAUGGGAUAUUUUAGGGUCUGCUCUCCACGGACUCAUAUUUGCUCUUUCGGAGCUAGUUUUCGUGAAGCUGGUUGGUAGAAGGUCCUUCCAUGUUGUGUUGGAGCAGCAAGUGAUGGUCUCUUUCUUUGCGUUUGUAUUUACCACGACUGGAGUAAUUGUGAACAACGAUUUUCAGGGAAUGAAAUAUGAGGCCAGAAGUUUCAAGGGUGGUAAAUCUUCUUAUUACCUUGUUCUCAUUUGGAGCACCAUCAGUUUCCAGUUGGGGGUAUUAGGGAGUGUUGCUGUGCUUUUUUUGUCGUCCACUGUUCUUGCGGGUGUCCUGAAUGCAAUAAGGGUACCCCUCACAAGCAUUGCAGCGGUCAUUUUGUUAAAAGACCCAAUGAGCGGCUUGAAGAUCCUCUCUCUGGUCGUCACAUUUUGGGGCUUUGGCUGCUACAUCUAUGGCAGUUCCUCUUCAAGUAAAGAUUCCUCGUGAUAUUUUCUUGUCUGCUCUCUCUUUGUUUUCAAUCUUUUGGGGUUAUGCGUUUCGUUUAUCAUAUCUUAUUAUUAUACUGGAGCUCUUCGUUGUCAAGACAUUUUUCUUCCCCAAGAUAUCAAGAUGUAUUAUAAGCAAGAUAUAUGUAAUAUUUGUUCUAUUUCAAAGGAAA
This is a messenger RNA of Prunus dulcis (almond), 1642 nucleotides long. RefSeq names its product probable purine permease 5. Gene Ontology annotation, cellular component: membrane. Bases 379 to 1470 code for a protein of 363 amino acids. Gene Ontology annotation, molecular function: purine nucleoside transmembrane transporter activity. NCBI's taxonomy places the organism in Eukaryota, Viridiplantae, Streptophyta, Magnoliopsida, Rosales, Rosaceae. The record is from RefSeq and is a predicted model, not a curated record. The transcript has 2 exons.